Messenger RNA from Diorhabda sublineata, 2919 nucleotides. RefSeq lists its product as uncharacterized. The transcript has 5 exons. The record is from RefSeq and is a predicted model, not a curated record. Gene Ontology annotation, biological process: mitotic cell cycle. NCBI's taxonomy places the organism in Eukaryota, Metazoa, Arthropoda, Insecta, Coleoptera, Chrysomelidae. The coding region runs from base 111 to 2717 and encodes 868 amino acids.
AGUUUAACCUAAAUAAUGACGUAUGUCAUUGAGAUGUUUGUUGUUACUGUGCAUAUAGUUUAAUUUGUUUUGAAAAUUUUUGAACGAAACGAUUAGAAAAUACUUGCAAAAUGAAUGAACAAGUGAACAAAGACUGUUUAACUCCUAAAUCUCAUAAAAACAAGAGCACGUCGAAGAAUAACGGUUCAGAAUUAAUUGGAAGUAUCAACGCAUGUCAGAUAAGUGAUGAAUUUUUUAAAAAUCUUAUGAGCGAUCCUUCAAAAAGAGAAUUAAUAUUAAACAUAAUAACAUCGGAAAGAGAUAAAAUAGAUGCUUAUAAAAAAAAGUUAGAACUAAAAAACCAAAGAAGUCCUUUUUAUAAAUCGUUAAAAAAACCGUGCGAAAGCCCCACGGCUUUACACAGAAGACGAGUAUUAGAGCGAUUAAGAAAUCCUCAAACUUCUGAUAGUACUUCGGAUAGCGAUAGCAGUAGACCAACAUCUAGACAAUCCACAUCGUCUAAAGUAAAUUCUUCUGUGCCUUUCGAUAAGAUUUUAGAUGGCGUUAUAGCGUUUGUAGAGGUAAAAAGUGGCGUACGAGAUCGUUCAGAAGCCGUAAAAUCACAUUUACGUUGUAUGGGAGCCGUCGUUAGAGAAAAAUUUACAAAAGACGUUACACAUGUAAUAUUUAAGGAAGGACAAUUUAGUACGUACCAAAAAGCAAAUUUAAUGAAAGUACAUUUGGUAUCAGUACUUUGGUUGGAAGCUUGUAAAACCAGCGGUACCAAAGUACCUGAGAAAAAAUAUCCUGCUUUUGGAACUACAAAUUAUGAUCAUAAUGUAUCGAUUCUUUGUUCUCAAAUCCAAAAAGACUAUGAGGAAAUAAUUCGCGAGGAAUACCAAAGGACUAAACAGACUGGUACUUUACUACCAUCAACGACAUCUCUCGUUGAUAGACGCAAAACCUUCACAAACCACGUUACAAGAACCAAUAAAACAGGUUCUCCUACAGAUAGUUAUAUAUUUGAUGAUGAUACAGCAUUUGAUGAAGAUUCUGAUACAAAUCCGAUCAUAGAUGGAGAUUUUUCCGAAAAUAACAGUGAAGUUUUCAUUAGUAGAAGAAAAAUGGGAAAUUUCGACGAAGAUAUGGAUUUGACUAACGUACUUGGAGAAAGUAGUAAAGAAAACCGUUCUCCUAAUAAUAAAUCGAAAAAUGAUGAUUUUUAUAAGAGAAAAACACUCAGUAAUUCGAAUACAGAUAAACCAAAAAGUACUCGUAUAUUUAAUAAACAGGAAUUGAUAACUGAUGAUGCAGUUAUGAAUUUAACACCAAGGACUCUUCGUAUUUUUAAUAAAGACGACGUAGUUGAUGGUACAAAUAUAGAAAAACCAACUGAAUCCACCGGUACCUGUAUGUCUUCGUUACGUAUAUCAGACAAAUCGAAAAACGGAAUAAAAACUAGUUUCAACAGUGAAACAUUCGAAAUAUCUUUCAGUCCUCUCCCUCCGAACGUAAUUAACGACGUUUUGGAUAAAUUACGAGAUAGUUCCGAGGAAAACGAUUUAAAAAUCGUAAAAAACAAAACACCGAUGAGUAAAAUGAAAAUUACUUCUCCAAAAAAAGAUCAAAAUGAAAUUAAAACGAGAAGACAAACCAUGAACGUUGCCAUUUUUAAUAAAAGUCCGUCUAAGCAAUUAAAACGAAGUAAAAGUUCGAUAGAUUUAGGUAAAAACCUAUCCCCCGAUUCGCAAAAUAAGAAAAAAUUCAGAAAAUUGUACACCCCUACGGAUUUUCGAGAAUUAGUCGUAGACGACGAAAAAGAACGAGAAGAAAAAAGAAAAGCGAGAAAACCGAAAAGUAGAAGCGGAGUGUUCAUCAAACCGAUAACGCUUUUUCAAAAAAAUAAAGAUCCCGUUGAAAAAAACGAAGAAAAUAUAAUAAAUUCGAUAGAAAUUCAAAAACCCGCUGAUAAAAAACGUGAUAGCGAUGAAGAUGAACAAGUGGGAUUAAAAAAGGAAAUUUUAAAUAAACAAAUUGAUAAAGAAACGCCGAGAAGACGAUCCGUAAGAUUGAUCAAUAUGAAAAACACCCCAGUAACCCCAUCGAUUAAUAGAAGGAGUACGUUGGAAUUUCAACCCCAAAGCGCGAAGAGGAAAUUGAAAAUAGACGUUUUGAAAAAACCGAGUAUAGUUUGUACUAAGAUGCAUAAAUCUGAAGUUCAAAUAUUUUUACAAAUCGUUAAAAAAAUCGGGGGUUUCGAUGUUGAAGAUGAAGUUUCGGAAAAAACCACCCAUUUAGUGGCUGGGGAACCUAAAAGGACGAUAAAUAUGUUGAAAGCACUCGCUAUGGGUUGUUGGAUUUUAAAAAAAGAAUGGUUAUUUUCUUCGUUGGAAUCCGGUAAAUGGCUUCCAGAAGAAGAUUUCGAAGAAACCGAUUUCUCGCCUGCGGUGCAGAAAAAUCGUAUUCAACGUCAAGCCUUCGGUCCCUCUUACACAAUGGAUAUUUUCCGUGAUUACGGACCUAUGUAUGUUGCCAAAGGCAGUAUACCGAGAUGUUCGGAUUUACGUGAACUUAUUCAGUUAUGUAAAGGAAGAAUAACUGCCGUUCCUCGAUGCGCUAGGAUCAUUAUAGGAGAAUAUGUUGAAUACGACGCAGUUAUUUGCGUUAAGGAAACUUGGGUUUUAGAUUGUAUCAGUCAAAAUAAAAAAUUCCCAUUUAAAAAAUAUCUCAUCAAAUAAAUUUCCUUUCAGUCGGAUCUUUAUCAAAAAUAUACGAUUUUUAAGUCGCAAAUAUUUAUUUACAGUUAUUGUUUUCAACUAUUAUUUACUGUUUUGUUUUUUCAACAAUAUUUUCAUUUCUUCAAAUCUUCAUAUUAUUACAAUUUCACUUGAAACGAUUUUUAUAAAACUUGUUGAUGCUCAAAUAUAUUUUUGUAUUUUA